Molecule: messenger RNA, 1458 nt
Organism: Verruconis gallopava
Lineage: Eukaryota; Fungi; Ascomycota; Dothideomycetes; Venturiales; Sympoventuriaceae
Exons: 5
Coding region: 1-1458 (485 amino acids)
Source: RefSeq, a predicted model, not a curated record
AUGAGACGUUCAUUCUUGUUGCUGCCGGUGGCCGGCGUCGCCGCUGGUCUUAUCCGACGUGAAGACAAAGAAGAAUGCGGAUCAACAUACAAGCAUGUUGCUGUAAUCAGCGCAGACGGUCUACAUGCCAGCGACAUUGACAAAUACGUUGCCCUUGGCCCUUCCAACUUCUCCAUUCUUCUGUCACACGGCACCCAGUUCACAAAUGCUUGGACCUCAGCUCCAUCCGACUCCUUCCCAGGAACUCUAGCUCAGUUCACCGGAGCGUCUCCGAGGACGCAUGGCGUCUGGUACGAUGAUACGUAUGAUCGAACAUACUAUGCCCCAGGUUCCAACUGCAGCGGUCCUGCUGGUGCUGAAGUGGUGUAUGACGAGAGCAUUGACUACAAUGACACGCUGCUAUUCUCUGGAGGGAUCAAUCCAGAGAAUCUACCAAGAGCUAUUGUGGGAGGGAAGUGCACACCAAUCUAUCCCCACAAGCGUGUCAGAGUCAACACCGUGUUUGAAGUUGCAGUUGCUGCCGGUCUGAGGACUGCAUAUACCGACAAACAUCCUGCCUAUGACAUUGUUCGCGGUCCAUCUGGAACAGGCUUGACAACCGGUUAUUUCCCGGAGAUCAAUUGGGCUGGCAAUCCUACAGACAACGUCACGGCUUGCAUGAAGUAUGACCAGCUCCACGUCAAUGCCUGGUUGGGAUGGCUAGACGGCAAGAAUCAACCCAAUGCGGAGGGAGACAUUGGAGGCCAGAUUCCGGCGUUGUUCGGAGGAAACUUCCAAACCGUUUCGGUUGGCCAGAAGACCAAGGGUUACGUCGCUGGCAGUCUGGCAUUUUCGUCGGAUCUUAAGAAGGCCAUCGACUUUGUCGACGCUUCUAUCGGCCUUCUGAUUAACAAGCUGAAAGCCAAGGGCAUUUUUGACGACACGCUGAUCAUUGUGGCAUCGAAGCAUGGUCAAGCACCAAUCGACCCGACCCAGCUCAAGAAGAUUGACCCUAAGAACCUCACAAGCUUGAUUGGUGUCAAAACCGACCAUAUUACUACGGACGACGUUGCGCUUGUCUUUUUAAGCUCCGCCUCGGACCUGAACACGGCAGUCAAGAAUCUCAACGCGAACAAGGCUGCUCUUGCCAUCGACGACAUCAUUUACGGUCAGCGCUUGAUCGACCUCGGAUUCGGUGACCCUUCCAAGGAUCCAGCCGUGCCUGACAUCAUCAUCAAGCCUGUUCUCGGAGUCAUCUACACCACCUCCGCCACCAAGAUUGCGGAGCAUGGUGGUCUCUCUCAAGACGAUCGUCAUGUUGCUUGCAUCGUAAGCAACCCUAAGCUUGCCAAGAAGCAGGUCAACACGUACGUCGAGACAAAGCAGAUCGGACCAACUAUUCUGAAGGCUCUUGGACUCGACCCAAGCAAGCUGACUGGUGCCGUAUUGGAGAAGACAAAGCCCCUGGAUGGCUUCUAA